UUCCCGCUUGCAGGAGGAAGUCCUGCGAAUGCGAAGUCGAGGCAUCUGCUGUUUGGCGUUGCUGAGCUGAGAACCUCUUUCUCUCUCUCUCUCUCUCUAAACUCUCGUGGCUUCUGGUGCGAAUCUAUACAUAGCCAAACAGUAAAAGGAGCUUCAGCCUUCAGCUUCUCUUCGUCUUCAGGUGAUGGAUUCCAUAUGGAGCACGUUAACAUCGGUGGCGCCCUACAUAACAAGUCUCAUUGCGCUUCUACUUCUGCUGGAGCAGGUCAAGUACCUGAAGAAGAAACGCUCACUCCCUGGGCCUCUUCUGGUCUGGCCAUUCGUGGGCAGCGCUAUCUCACUGGUCCUCAACCCCGUUAAGUUCUGGGACGUCCAGGCUGCCCUGGCCAAAUCCUCCAGUCUGGGCGUCUCUGCUAACUACAUCAUUGGUCGCUUCAUCGUCUUCAUUCAGAACACCGAGCUCUCUCACCAGCUCUUCGCUAAUGUACGUCCCGACGCUUUCCACCUCAUCGGCCACCCUUUCGGGAAGAAGCUAUUCGGCGAGCACAACCUUAUUUACAUGAUGGGUCAGGACCACAAGGAUCUCCGGCGUCGGAUUGCUCCUAAUUUCACCCCCAGAGCACUGGCUACUUACAUCUCUCUGCAGCAGAGGAUCAUUCUUCAGCACUUCAAGAAAUGGGAGUCUCUUUGUUCCGGUAACCCGUCCAAGCCCAUCGUGCUUCGUCUUCUCUGUCGCGACAUGAAUCUCGAGACCUCUCAGACCGUCUUCGUCGGACCUUAUAUGACCAAGAAAGCUCGAGAAGAUUUUGAAAGGGAUUACAAUCUCUUCAAUGUUGGCCUGAUGAAGUUGCCCAUCGAUCUCCCCGGAUUCGGCUUCCGGAAAGCGAGGCUCGCCGUCAGCCGACUGGUGAAAAGCCUGACCGUGUGCGCUGGCCAGAGCAAGUCGAAGAUGAAAUCGGGAAAGGAACCAUCUUGUCUGAUCGAUUUCUGGAUGCAAGAGGCCGUGAAGGAGAUCGAUGCUGCGUUUGAAGCCGGGGAGUCUUCUCCGCCGCGGCAUACCAGUGACGUCGAGAUUGGCGGGCAUAUUUUCGACUUCCUGUUCGCCGCGCAGGACGCUUCGACGUCAUCGUUGCUCUGGGCUGUGACGCUCUUGGACUCGCAUCCGGAUGUACUCGCGAAGGUCCGAGCAGAGGUUUCUAGUAUCUGGUCUCCGGAAUCUGACACACUCAUAACGGCGGAGCAGUUGACGGAGAUGAAAUACACCCAAGCGGUGGCCAGAGAAAUCGUCAGGUUCCGAGCCCCCGCGACGCUUGUGCCGCACAUCGCCGGAGAAGAUUUCCAGCUGACGGAAUCUUAUACAAUCCCGAAGGGAGCGAUAGUUUUCCCAUCCGUCUUCGAGUCGUCGUUCCAAGGCUUCACCGAUCCGGACCGGUUCGACCCGGACCGGUUCUCGGAGGAGAGACAAGAAGACAGGAUGUACAAGCGAAACUUCUUGGCGUUCGGUGCUGGGGCACACCAGUGCGUUGGACAGCGCUACGCCCUGAACCACCUGGUGCUAUUCAUCGCCAUGUUCACGUCCAUUCUUGAUUUCAAGAGGCACAGAACGGACGGUUGCGAUGACAUCGCGUAUGUCCCCACCAUCUGUCCCAAGGACGAUUGUCUGGUCCACCUCUCGCGAAGGUGCGCACGUUACCCUUCCUUCGAACAAAGCGUCAUUUUAAAUGAUUAAAAAAAAGAAAAAUAAUUAAUAAAAGCCAGGUGGAGAGGGUGGCGCCUACUACUACUAGCUCAGCAGUCAGCAGGUAGAUCGAGAUGCUGACACAAACUGUAAAAGUCUGAGGAAUUCAGAGACAGAUCUUCUGCUCAACCAUUUGGUGUUGUUGUGGAAUGUGGAGGUAGUGCAGAAUCACAGGAUGUUUUUGUCGGGGUGCUGUGUAUAAUUGAUGGACGAUAGAGAUUCUUUAUUCUAGGAUAGAUGUAUUUGUGAUUGGAUUUAUGGUGGCGGGAGUUUCAAAUAAAUGGGAUGUACGUUAAUAGCAUACAACGUGAUCCAGUGUGAUUAUUUUUGUUCUUCUUGUUUUUUAUACGUUAUUUUUUUUCUUAUUAAAGAAGUGAAAAUGAGUAAAUGAGUAAUUAUUAUUUUCAGACUUC
This is a messenger RNA of Nelumbo nucifera (sacred lotus), 2151 nucleotides long. RefSeq names its product cytochrome P450 710A11-like. Lineage: Eukaryota; Viridiplantae; Streptophyta; Magnoliopsida; Proteales; Nelumbonaceae. Gene Ontology annotation, biological process: sterol metabolic process. Gene Ontology annotation, molecular function: heme binding; oxidoreductase activity, acting on paired donors, with incorporation or reduction of molecular oxygen; monooxygenase activity. The record is from RefSeq and is a predicted model, not a curated record.